This is a messenger RNA of Lolium perenne, 2127 nucleotides long. RefSeq lists its product as uncharacterized. Gene Ontology annotation, biological process: protein dephosphorylation. The record is from RefSeq and is a predicted model, not a curated record. Lineage: Eukaryota; Viridiplantae; Streptophyta; Magnoliopsida; Poales; Poaceae. Gene Ontology annotation, molecular function: protein phosphatase regulator activity; protein binding. Gene Ontology annotation, cellular component: protein phosphatase type 2A complex; cytoplasm; nucleus.
UCCUUCUCCCUUUGCUUUGCUUUGCUUUGCCCCUCCUCUGAUCCCCUCCCUCGCUCCCGGAGCGAAUUCACCGGCGACCUCGCCCGCCCGCGCCUCCCCCGCCGCCACCGGCGCCGACGAAGCCCGAUCUGACCCCAUCAGCUGUAGAAAUCCUCGAUAAGCCCGAUGGCUACGGUGGACCAGUCUCUGUACCCGAUCGCCGUGCUGAUAGAUGAGCUCAAGAACGAGGAGAUCCCGCUGCGUCUCAACUCCAUCAGAAAGCUCUCCACGAUCGCGAGGGCGCUCGGGGAGGAAAGGACCAGGAAGGAGCUGAUCCCUUUCCUCAGCGAGAACAACGAUGACGAGGACGAGGUGCUUCAGGCGAUGGCUGAGGAGCUGGGCGUGUUUGUUCCUUAUGUUGGGGGUGUAGAACAUGCUCAUGUUCUGCUUCCACCGUUGGAGACGUUGGCUACGGUGGAGGAAACUUGUGUCCGAGACAAAGCGGUCGAGUCGCUGUGCCGUAUCGGUGCGCAGAUGAAGGAGAAGGACGUCGUUGACUAUUUCGUUCCAGUUGUGACGAGGCUAGCAUCUGGGGAGUGGUUUACGGCUAGAGUAUCAUCCUGUGGUCUUUUCCAUAUAGCCUAUCCAAGUGCCGCCGACCAGUUGAAAUCAGAGCUGAGAAUCGUUUAUGGCCAUUUAUGCCAAGAUGACAUGCCUAUGGUCAGAAGGGCAGCAGCAUCAAAUCUUGGGAAGUUUGCUGCCACAGUUGAACAGAGCCAUUUAAAGAAGGAAAUCGUCUCGAUAUUUGAUAAUUUAACCCAAGAUGAUCAAGAUUCAGUACGUUUGUUGGCAGUUGAAGGCUGUGCCGCCCUCGGGAAGUUGUUGGAACCCCAAGAUUGUGUUGCACAUAUACUUCCGGUCAUUGUCAAUUUCUCCCAGGAUAAGUCUUGGCGUGUCCGUUAUAUGGUUGCCAAUCAAUUGUACGAACUCUGCGAGGCUGCUGGCCCUGAGCCUACAAGAGCGGACCUGGUGCCUGCAUAUGUUCGCCUUCUUCGUGAUAAUGAGGCUGAAGUACGGAUCGCAGCUGCUGGAAAAGUUACUAAGUUCUGCAGGAUAUUAAGCCCGCAAGUUGCGAUUCAGCAUAUCCUACCGUGUGUUAAGGAGUUAUCAUCAGAUUCGUCUCAGCAUGUUCGCUCAGCUUUGGCUUCAGUCAUUAUGGGAAUGGCCCCUGUUUUGGGGAAGGAUGCAACCAUUGAGCAACUUCUUCCUAUUUUUCUUUCUUUGCUCAAGGAUGAAUUUCCUGAUGUUCGACUCAACAUAAUCAGCAAACUUGAUGAAGUGAAUCAGGUCAUCGGAAUUGACUUGCUGUCACAAUCUUUAUUGCCAGCCAUUGUAGAACUAGCAGAGGAUAGACACUGGAGGGUCCGGCUUGCAAUAAUCGAGUACAUCCCUCUGUUGGCCAGGCAGUUAGGUGUUGGAUUUUUUGAUGACAAGCUAGGAGCACUUUGCAUGCAAUGGUUGGAGGAUAAGGUGUACUCGAUUAGAGAAGCUGCCGCGAACAACUUGAAGCGCCUGGCGGAGGAGUUUGGUCCUGAGUGGGCAAUGCAGCAUAUAAUUCCUCAGGUGCUGGAGAAGAUAAACAACCCGCAUUACCUGUACCGCAUGACCAUUCUGCAAGCCAUCUCAUUGCUAGCCCCUGUCAUGGGCCCAGAGAUAACAUGCCAAACGCUGCUCCCCGUCGUCGUUAAUUCCUCAAAGGACAGGGUGCCCAACAUCAAGUUCAACGUGGCCAAGGUCCUGCAGUCGCUCGUACCGAUCCUCGAUCAGUCCUUGGCUGAGAAGACUUUGAAGCCCUGCCUGGUGGAGCUCAGCGAGGACCCUGACGUGGACGUGAGGUACUACGCGAAGCAGGCCCUCCAGGCGUGCGAUCAGAUCAUGGUGUCGAGCUAACUAGCUAGAUGAUCUCUGUCCAGUUUUGGGGUACGUGUAGUGGAACCGACCUAGGUUUGUUUCCUUGUCGAUAAUGGACGGUUCCGUUCCCCCUUUUCUCGGUGUUGUUAUUGUUGUAAUUGAUCAUGCGACAGAACGUGACGCUAGCCUCGUUCUUAUGACCCUUGCGCAACAUGAGGAAUGUGUAUGUUUUCAAUA